Messenger RNA from Micropterus dolomieu (smallmouth bass), 5739 nucleotides. It is a transcript of the gene ppp6r3, whose product is annotated as protein phosphatase 6, regulatory subunit 3. Bases 632 to 3463 code for a protein of 943 amino acids. Gene Ontology annotation, cellular component: nucleus; cytosol. Gene Ontology annotation, molecular function: protein phosphatase regulator activity; protein phosphatase binding. The record is from RefSeq and is a predicted model, not a curated record. Lineage: Eukaryota; Metazoa; Chordata; Actinopteri; Centrarchiformes; Centrarchidae. The transcript has 26 exons.
UCUGUAACAGUUUGAGUGACAAGCACUGUAGCUGUAGUGGGGGAAGGGGUAGCUGAAGUUGACGGAACCGCCAUCUUGAAAAGUGCCCUCGGAUGAUCUACCUUUUCGCGCCUAUCAGAAUCGGUUUUAAACGCUUUAUUUUCCUUACCGGAAUUUCGUGUUAUCUCGAUGUUCGUUUUGUUAAGGCCGGAGGCUAAUGGCAAGAUAAGCUACCUGCUGGAGAGUCGCCGUUUACCGUUUUCUGUCGGAACAAUCGACUUCAAACGUGGCGGGUGUGUUGCUGCAGACCCAAGUGCAGUGUCGCGUUUGGUGCAAUUUGAAGCGCAACAUGUUCAGAAUUAAUAAAUGUGAUAGAAAACAGCUCUGAGUGGAUCUCUGCAGGGAGCGCUCACUGGGGCACAGCGAAACUGCUCAUGCAGGCAAGGCUUAUGCUGCUCUGCAACAGCGAGACCGAGGUGUUUGCUGUUGAACUACUGUAUGUGUGCUGUUUAUCAGUCCUUCCAUCACCGCUGUCUGCCUGCCUGUCUGUUCUUCCGGCUAGCCUGGAAUGGGCCACAACUCCCAAAGACUAGAACACACUUCUUCAUAACCUGAGCUCUGCCGUCUGCACAACAUACUCACAGAAGUCACCAUGUUUUGGAAGUUCGACCUCCACACCACAUCCCACAUUGACACGCUAUUAGAGAAGGAGGAUGUGACGCUGACCGAGGUGAUGGAUGAGGACGAUGUCCUGCAGGAGUGCAAGGCCCAGAACCAUAAACUGGUUGACUUCCUGCUGAGACCACAGUGCAUGGAGGACCUGGUCACCUUCAUCACACAGGAACCCAAUACUGAUGUUGAGGAGAAGGUUAAAUACAAGUAUCCCAAUAUAUCAUGUGAACUGCUUACAUCAGAUGUCAGCCAGAUCAAUGACAGGCUAGGGGAAGAUGAAAAACUGCUGAUGAAACUGUACGGCUUCCUUCAGAAUGAGCCACCUCUCAACCCGCUCCUGGCCAGUUUCUUCUCCAAGGUCUUGUCCAUUCUUAUAGGACGCAAGCCUGAACAGAUAGUGGAUUUUCUGCGGAAGCAGGAGGACUUUGUAGACUUGAUGAUCAAACACAUCGGGACAUCUGCCAUCAUGGAUCUGCUGCUCAGAAUGCUCACCUGCAUUGAACCACAACAGCUACGACAGGAUGUUCUCAGCUGGCUGAAUGAGGAGAAAGUGAUUCAGAGACUGGUGGACAUGGUACAACCUUCUCAAGAUGAGGAUAGACACUCCAAUGCCUCCCAGUCACUGUGUGAGAUCAUCCGACUGAGCAGAGACCAGAUGUUCCAGGUCCAGGGCUGCUCGGAGCCUGACCCACUUCUGGCCACACUUGAAAAACAGGAAACGGUGGAGCAGCUGCUGUCAAAUAUCUUUGACAAGGAGAAGAAUGAAUCUGCAAUUGUCAGUGUUAUCCAGAUCCUCCUCACGUUGUUUGAGACAAGGAGACCAGCGUUUGAGGGUCAUAUGGAGUGCCCCCCUGGGAUGUCCCACCCUUCAUUCUCCGUCAACCACAGCAUACUGGAGGCUGUGAGACCCCGACUCAAAGAUUUUCACCAGCUGCUACUGGAACCCCCAAAGAGGAAUGUGAUGAAGACAACGUGGGGGGUCCUGGACCCUCCUGUGGGCAACACCAGGCUCAAUGUGGUCAGACUUGUGGCCAGUCUGUUGCAGAGCAACACACACAGCAUAAACACAGAGCUCAUUAACCUCAACACACUGGGAGUCAUACUAGAUAUGUAUUUCAAAUACAUCUGGAACAACUUCCUCCACAUUCAAGUGGAGAUCUGCACAGCCAUGAUUCUGGCUAUGCCCCCCGCCCCUUCUGAGACCCAGCCAGACACAGAGCAAGAACAUGCAAGGGAGAGCAUUCUCAUCAAAAAUCUGUUUCAAAAGUGCCAGUUUAUACAGAGAAUCGUAGAUGCCUGGAGCUCCAAUGAGAAAGAACAGGCAGAAGGUGGUCGGCGACGAGGCUACAUGGGUCACCUCACCAGAAUAGCCAACUCUAUAGUUCAUAACUGUGACAAAGGCCCGAAUGGACCACAGAUACAACAGCUCAUUUCUGAGCUUCCCUCAGAGGACCGAGAGAAAUGGGAGGCCUUUAUUUCUGGGCAGCUGGCUGACACAAACAAGAGAAACACUGUUGACCUGGUGAAUACACACCACAUCCAUUCUUCCAGUGAUGAUGAGGUGGACUUUAAAGACAGUGGCUUUCACCAGGACUCUUCUCUACAGCAAGCCUUUUCUGAUUAUCAGAUGCAACAAAUGACGUCCAAUUUUAUUGAGCAGUUCGGCUUCAAUGACGAAGAGUUUGCUGAUCAGGACGAUGUUGUGGAUAUUCCAUUUGAUAGAAUAUCAGACAUCAAUUUUUCACUGAAUACAAAUGAAAGUGCGAAUAUAGCUUUGUUUGAGGCACGAUGUAAGGAGAAAAUUCAGCAGUUUGAAGAUGCUGGUUCAGAUGAGGAGGAUAUCUGGGAUGAGAAAGAUGUCACCUUCGCUCCAGAGGCACAGAGACGCACCAGGAGCUCAGGGAGCACAGACAGUGAAGAAAGCACAGACUCUGAGGAGGAGGAUGUGAAGCGGGAUCCAUUUGAAGCUUCCAACCCCACCACCGAUGACAGAAUGGAAGUCGACGCAGGUUGGUGUACCGAGUACUACAUAUCAACCCAAGGACAGAGCAAUAACAAAUGGACCCAAAGGCCAGUAUGGACGGCCAACUUUGAUGACAUCCCCAUGGACACAGGUACAUCCACAGCUCCAAGCUCCAGUCCCAACAACCCUGCUGCCUCCUCCCCCUUAUCCUCAUCCCCUUCCACAGAAGCUCUCCCCGAAGCAACAUGGAGCUCUUCUUCUGCUGCCACCUCCAACUCCGAAACAGGCUGGGCUGAUUUCUCCAACUUCACCCCUGUCAGCCCUAAAGACCCUCUGAGGUGCAACUCUCCUGUUGCUAUGGAAACCAGCAUAGAGACAAUAGACCCUCUGGGAGUCAAUGCACCCAUGCAGCCUGAAGACUGUGAUGGCUGGUUGGGCACCAGUGUGGCUUCUCUCUCCUCCACCUCACCUAAGGAUUGUGGGAGAUCAAAAGCAGAGGAAGAAAUGGCCUGUUGCGAGCAGCGCAGCAUCACUGAGACAGUCAUCAAUGGCUCCAUGAAAGAAACUGUCAGCCUCACUGUUGACGCCAAGACUGAGACCGCUGUCUUCAAGAGUGAUGAGGAGAAGAGUGCUUCUUCAGAGAAGUUCUCAGUAGUGGAGUGUGUGGAUUCGGAGAGAGCGGGCUUCAACAGCUCAGCGUUAGCCUGCUGUCCCAAAACAGGCAGUGAGAAGUGUCGGUCCACGGUGGAGCUUCUCAACGGCCCUCUAGAGGAAAUGUCAGCCAUAGAGGAGGCCAAACUGGACCAGAGUUCCGUGCCCUCAGAGCCAGCAGUAAAUGGGCCAGCAUGAGGGUUGCCAGUGCCAGCCAAUGGCCAGCCUGUUCUGCCAUGCAGGGCCCUCCUCCUGGCCAGCCAUCGGAGGCUACUGCUCAGAGCUGUACCAAUCACACGCCCCCACCAGGACCAGCAAUACUCCCAUCGGCUUAUCACUGACAGGCAAACGGAAGGGUGUACAGACACACGAUAAACUGAAAAGCAAAAUGAGAGACAUACUCAAAUGGAUACAGAAUAAUUUUUUUCUGCAUUUGUUUAUAUACUAUUGUUCUUAUGAGGCGAUGUGCAACUGAUAUCUUGCCACUCAAAAUUAAAUAGUGAUGUUGCUAUAGUUAAAGAAAUGAUUGUAUGAAUAAAAUAUUUUAUAAAAGAAACAUGUAUACAGAAACAUAAGAUGAAUUAAGACAGAAACGGGAGUAGCUGAUUGGUGACCCAACCAACCACCAAACUUGUUACUGGCUGGAUCUGUCUGACACAAUACAGCAGUUGCUAUAUUUAAAAUUCUCACCCACCAUCGGUCUGUCUCUGAGCGAAGCUGCUCCUACGAAACGAAACACAUUUUAAAAACCACACUUAAAGUUUUAUUUUCCUGCAGGUAUUAUUUGUAAAUGUUUUUCUCUUGUAUUCUUCAUCAAGUAAGAUUUAAUAAGCAUUUUUUGGAAUCGUUUUUAUUUUUAAAAUGGAAGUAAGAUGAUGGUUGUGUGUUGAUGCUAAAGGGUCAUACCAAUGUGACCUCUCCCCUUCUAGCAGACUACAUUCGUGUUAACUAGGUUCCUACCUCCCAGCUAGAAGGCUAAACGGGAGAGGUACAUGAUGUCAUCACCCCAGUCUAAACUGGGAGCAGUAUAAUUAUGCUGAGCUUCUUUAGUAACAACAAAACUUUUUUUCAGAAACACAGUCCUCUUCUUUUGCCUUUUUAUACCAGUGGUUCUAAACUUGGGGGGGGGGGAUCCUUUUUGUUGCAUUCACAUUUAGAAAAUUCAAUUGCAGUGUUGAACACUGAUUUAUGUAGCUACAGCAUUUAGUUAGGGGAGUGAAAGGGCUGUUAAAACUACACGCAGGAACGUGAAAUGAAAUACAUUUAGCAAAUGAGUUAUGCUCUGCCAGAUUCGCCAGCCUUGUAGAGCCAGGUGUGAUUAAGUCAUUUAUUGAUGAAAAUUUAUACCCAAAGAGAACUAGUUAGAAAAUUUAGAGCCCUGGAGUGGCCAUAGAAAUCGGAAAAUAAAGUCGUCCCCACAUUUUGAUUAAUUUGUGUGUAGAUACAGGUUCCCAUUACUCAACACUCAGAUAAUAGAGAAAUUUAGAAAGUCUGACAUUUAAGGAAUUCCUGCGCAGGAGACUGAUGAACACUACUGUGUAAACAACAUCUUUCUUGUCAAGGUGGUGGUGGCAAAUCAGCGGUACGUAUACAGGGGGCUCAGGCAAAACAAGUGAGGGUGAAGAAGUUGAACGUGGCUCAACGUACGCGGUAACACAUUGACAUCUGACAAGACACGGUUAGCCAAUCAUAUCAGUGCAUCAAGGGCUUCCUGCUGUCCAUUCUGCAUUAUAUUUUGUCUUCUCAGCAGUAACCAAAGCAACAACCCCACUCUAGACCCUUUGCUUUGCAGUGAUGUUUAAUCCAAGAAUCCAAUUUGAGUAAAGCAUCUGAGUGGAAAGUGUUUUUAGUGCUGUUGUCAGUCUAAACACACCCUUGUUCAACCCUUUUCUUUGAAUCACCACCUCUACUUGAAAUUCCGCCUUCACGAGGUGUUGGAUUGACUUGGUUGUGUUCAUACAUAUUGUAGUUGCCUCUGUAUAAAUGGCCUUUGUGCUUUGGUUUGGUCUUCACUAGUUCCUGAUUUAAAAAGAAAAGAAAAAAAAAAAGUCUGGCCUUUAAGCUGCCAGAUGCUUAACUUUUUCUUCACAUUGUAAAGGACCAAUUGUUGCGAUGGGCCAAUUGUUAGUCUACUGGGAAAAAAUACAAAAAUGAAGAUCAGCUGUUGCAGCAUUUCUGCUGAAUAUCCGUCCACUUAGGUUAAUGUUUGGCACUAAUCCCUAAAUAGACCUGUUACCGGUACGUCUACAUGUAGCAGGAAGUUAAAUGAUUUACAUGUUUGUAGAAACGACUCAUCUGCAGGCUUCCUUCCCACUUGUUUCCCCUCACUAAAUGUCUUUGCAUCCCAUGACUCACUGGUUGGGAUUUGUUGAAAUGUACCAGCAUUGGGAAGGGAAGAAGCUAUUACCGAUGAAAAUAUAAUUUACUCCACCUUGUUUUGUCAGAUUGAUUAAAUUUUUAUCUUCAUUUCUGAA